This is a messenger RNA of Corticium candelabrum, 1307 nucleotides long. RefSeq lists its product as uncharacterized. Bases 224 to 1075 code for a protein of 283 amino acids. Lineage: Eukaryota; Metazoa; Porifera; Homoscleromorpha; Homosclerophorida; Plakinidae. The transcript has a single exon. The record is from RefSeq and is a predicted model, not a curated record.
GACAGACAGACAGACAGACAGACAGACAGACACACAGACAGAAAGAUGUGCGUCCCAUUGCAAUUGGAGAGACUAUGCGGUGUUUAACAGCAAGAGCAAUCUGUUUGCAGAAGAAAUAAGCAUUCUGUGGUUUUUUCAAUCCAAUACAGCAUGGUGUGUUGACUGAUUGUGGAACUGAGCUGCUCACACAUCAUGUUCAAUUGCUUUUGAAGUCGAAUCCUGAAUGGAUUGUAUUGAAAAAGGAUGUAAAAAAUGCCUUCAAUUCUCUAGAUUGAAGGCAGUUAUUGCAGGAGGUGUCAUCUUCUUUUCCAAACAUAUUCCAUCAUAUUCAGCAGAUGUAUCUGAACGUCAAUUCUCUUGUAUUUUUGCAGAAACCAAACCAGUAGUCCUCAACUCUGAACAAGGCAUUCAUCAGGGAGAUCCUAUACGACCAGCAUUGUUCUCAACUGCAAUACACCCGAUUCUCGUGAACAUUCAUCAGAAGGAAAACCCUAACAUACGAGUUCUAGCUUACCUCGAUGAUGGGUUUCUUUUGGGUCCACCAAUUGAAGUUCUUUUUGCCUUGGAAAAUCUCAGAGCAGCUUUCAUCACAAUACACCUUGAAAUAGCUGACCACAAAUGUGAGAUCUACAGCCCUACACCACUUUCUAGUCAGAUAAGCUCUCAGACCACUAUUCCUAUCAACUAUAGUGGUUCAACAAUUCUAGGCAUCCCAAUUGGAAAGGUUCAGUUUAUACAAGAAUACUGUGUUGAGAUAGCAAAAUCAAGAGACAAACUUUGCAAGCAGCUGUCUGAGCUGGACGAUAUUCAAAGUGCCAUGCUAUUACUAAGAUUCUGUCACAUUCCUCGAAUUAAUCACUUAGCUUGUUCAGUGACACCAGAACAUCUCAAGUCAGCAGCUGAUCUUCACGAUCUUCAAUCGAGGUCAACAUUUACCACUUUGCUUGGUUGCAACUCAAUAGAUGACACUGUAUGGCACCAAGCAACCCAACCAAUCAAGUAUGGUGGUUUUGGUAUGUCAUUGGUUAGUUGCUUCAUCAGCCUUCCUGGCUUCGUGGGCUCAUUCUUUGAAUGAAUUGCCCAUUCAUUUUCCAGAUAUAAAACCUGAAAUAGACAAAGUUGUCAUGUCAACACACUCUUUUAGCUGUCUAGGUCAGACACUAAAUUCAAUUGUACCACCAUCCCAGUCCUUAUUGGAGAUGUCUGAGUCAAAGAGGCUUCAACACAAGCUCUCAAAAGAAAAUGCUAAAAUGGAAGCUACUUGCUUACUUGAGAAUGCAACUUCACUUCGAGAUGGCGCUAGACUU